Molecule: messenger RNA, 324 nt
Organism: Penicillium canariense
Lineage: Eukaryota; Fungi; Ascomycota; Eurotiomycetes; Eurotiales; Aspergillaceae
Exons: 1
Coding region: 1-324 (107 amino acids)
Source: RefSeq, a predicted model, not a curated record
AUGCUCGCCGAGGCAGACACCCUUGCUCACCCCGACAUGUCCUCGUUUUGUCUCGGAGAAAUUGCAUCGCUUUUGCCACCCAUCUGGAGAGAGGUCUAUGCUUGCAAGACGCCAGCCACUCAUGUGUCCUGGGGAGAAAACCGCCAGGAUCCCGUUGCGUUCGAAGGAUCGUCGAUCGGAGAUGAGUGCAAUGCCUGGCUAUCGUCUAUAUUUAACCCCGCGGAGGACACGGCGCUAUCUCUCGAGAGACGUCUAGGCCCGAAACAGGCAACGGCGUUGCGUCCUUAUUGCGAUUCCACCGAGCCCGGCGAGGACUCCCGAUGA